CCUUGUGUACCUCACACACUCGCAGCCUCUGCGCAUCAUUUAAGGGGAGCUCGGCUGUCGCUUUUUCUCACCGCCUGGCUGACUCAUAUUAACAGCACCGCUUCAACGAUACCAUUAUACCACUUUCGUUUUCUCCCACUGCCUCUGAAGCCAACCGUUCAACUUAAACCGGCUCACACCACCGUUAUAUGGAAAAUACGGGUCGGCCAGGCGCAUUUAUUCUCUCCUACCCGAGAGGAAGCGCACGGAGGAAAACGUAUGAGGACUGACGGAAAACAGCCGUGAUUCAUGGAUGUACCGCGCAUCAUAAGAGUGCUACAACUACCAACAAGGGAGGAACUGGCAUGGACCGCUGCAUCUAAAUGAAGUGGUUCAGCCAUGCAAUGUUCCUGGAAGGCAGUGAUUCUACUGGCCUUGGCCUCCAUUGCCAUCCAGUACACGGCCAUCCGGACCCUCACCUCCAAGCCUUUCCAGUUGUGCCCAUUGCCCAGCCCCCAGAACUGUGGUCUGGGGGGCCAGGAGACAGAACCUCCCUUUGAGCGAGUUGCAGGGUGCGAGGACUACCCUUACUUUCCCAUCAAUGCCACACGUAAAACCCACAUCCUGGUCCUGGCCACCACCCGUAGCGGAUCCUCCUUUGUAGGCCAGCUGCUCAACCAGCACCAAGAGGUAUUCUACCUGUUUGAGCCUCUUUAUCAUGUUCAGACCACACUGAUUCCACGUUUGUCACACAGCCGCAAUUCCGCAGACCGGCGUGUGAUGCUGGGCGCCAGUCGAGAUCUCCUGCGUAGCCUGUACGGUUGUGACCUCUAUUUCCUGGAGAGCUAUAUCAAACCAACGCCCACAAACCACACCACAGACAAACUGUUCCGUCGAGGUGCAAGCCGUGCGCUGUGCCAGCAACCUGUCUGUGAUGCCUUUGGUCCUGCUGAUGUGAAUGUGGAAGAAGGGGACUGUGUUAAGAAAUGCGCUGCUCUAAACAUGACUUUAGCAACAGACUCAUGCCGUGAAAAGCGGCACGUGGCAAUUAAAAUUGUUCGGGUGCCAGAAAUUGGAGAUUUAAGAGCUUUGGUAGAGGACCCAAGGCUGAAUAUAAAAGUGAUUCAACUGGUCAGAGACCCGCGUGGUAUCCUGUCAUCACGGAUUGAGACAUUCAGGGAUACAUAUCGGCUUUGGCGUAUUUGGAGGGCCACGGGGCGACGGCCAUAUAAUCUAGACUUGAGCCAGCUUACAGUUGUCUGUGAAGACUUUCUCAGUUCAGUUUCAACCGGUCUCAGUCAUCCCUAUUGGCUCAAAGGGAAAUACAUGUUGGUUCGCUAUGAGGAUUUGGCCAGAAACCCACUUCUCAAGACAAAGGAGAUCUAUGACUAUCUGGGGCUGCCUAUGGAUAAAAAUGUGGAAGACUGGAUACAUGCAAACACCCGUGGCAGCAACGAGCCCUCAGCGAAACAUAAGUUUGGUACAGUGAGGGACUCAGCUGCUAAUGCAGAGAGCUGGCGGUUGAAACUGUCUUAUGACAUGGUAGAAUACACACAGACUGUGUGUCAGAAAGUGCUUCACCAGCUGGGAUACAAGGCUGUCAGAUCAGUACAAGAACUGAAAAACAUGUCACUCUCACUGGUACAGGACAAAACUUUUGUAACUUUUUUGUAACAAAGAUAGUUCUCUACGACUAUUUUUGAUAUAUUUAUAAUUGUUGCCUUAUCAUUUCUUUAGUUUGUUGGUGUUGUUUCUGUAAUUUUGUCUUAUCAAAUUUGCACUAAACUUUAAAGAUUAUGAAUGCACCGAGGGGAACUACGGAUGAUUCCCCGAUGCUUCAGAACAGCACACACUUUCUACUCGAACAAAUCAGACAAGCUAGUUCACAAAUGUGUCAUAAUUAGUUUUAGCUCAUGAAUAGAACCAAGAUAAGGCACUGUAUUUGUUAUUUCCUGUAUGCAAGAUGUUGAUUCAAUGAAAGUAAAAUGUUGCCCUUCAAAAACACGAGAUUGGAGUUUUGACGGGUUGUGGUAAAGCAGAGUUGUUUUUUUGUUUUUUUCAAAAUACUGUACAAGCCCUAGUGUGCAAUAAAUAGUGAAUGUCGCAGUCAACCUUUACCACUAUGGCUUUUCUAUCCAUGUUGGAAGAGAGGGCACUUCUGACAGAUUACGUUUGCAAUGCCUUAUUGCAGACCAUUUACAGGCUCUUAACUUAAAGGGACAAGGGAAAAAUGAUUCAUUUCCUUAGAGAAUACUUUACAUUUGUCAAGAUAUUUACAACACGGAUGUAGUUGUAAUUUUGGUCUUAAUUCAAGUAGUGUUUGUCAGUUUUAUUUAUUACUUUAUUUAUAUUUUAACUUGCCAGUCCAUUUAUUCUUCAUCGAUCACAGUGUGAAAUCUACGUGGCCUUUUCUGUCUUUAAUUAAAAAUGUUUAUGCUACUGUCGUCCAUUGAUGGUGAGACAUUCACUUAUCAGUUAAACGCUAAAGGAUUUCCUUGGUUUUAUGUCACCUUGAUCAAAAGGAAAGGUAUAAAAAGUGGAAACAUCUCAGAUUAAAAAUAGUGUAUGCCUUCGCUCUUAAGUUAAAAAUCAUAUCCCUUUUAAAAAAUCAUGUUGGGUCUAUGUUUAUCCCCAUGAAAGAUUCAUAACUGAGUAAGAUACUCUUUGUAGAACAGGUUACAGUGCAGAUUCUCAUGUGUUACCCGAGGACGAGUGGAUAGUUUACACUGUACCACACUAUCACAUUCACACUACAGUUAUAGAUUACAUAUAAAAGAGCAUUACAAUUAUCCCUGUCUAUAACCUAGAACAAGUCCUCUGAUUAUUAACAGCUAUUUUAACUA
Messenger RNA from Eleginops maclovinus (Patagonian blennie), 2822 nucleotides. RefSeq names its product carbohydrate (keratan sulfate Gal-6) sulfotransferase 1 (gene chst1). Bases 379 to 1653 code for a protein of 424 amino acids. Lineage: Eukaryota; Metazoa; Chordata; Actinopteri; Perciformes; Eleginopidae. Gene Ontology annotation, molecular function: N-acetylglucosamine 6-O-sulfotransferase activity; keratan sulfotransferase activity. Gene Ontology annotation, cellular component: Golgi membrane; trans-Golgi network. The record is from RefSeq and is a predicted model, not a curated record. Gene Ontology annotation, biological process: carbohydrate metabolic process; keratan sulfate proteoglycan metabolic process; N-acetylglucosamine metabolic process. The transcript is spliced from 2 exons.